Molecule: messenger RNA, 1347 nt
Organism: Trichoderma virens Gv29-8
Lineage: Eukaryota; Fungi; Ascomycota; Sordariomycetes; Hypocreales; Hypocreaceae
Exons: 2
Coding region: 1-1347 (448 amino acids)
Source: RefSeq, a predicted model, not a curated record
AUGCCUCCACCGCCUCUUCCCCGGAGCGACUCCUUCACUCGAGGCCGUUCCCGUGCAUCCCCUUCCGUCUCUCGGCACAAGAACCGCCUCUCUCUUACCCUUCCCGUUGCCGUACCGCUUGGUGAUGGCCCGAGGCUGGCCGACUCGCCGGCCAUCCUGGCUGCGUCAGCUAUGGCCUCGUCGGUUCCGCAAACGCCAUUGGAGACUCCCGCCAGUAUCGCAACCUCUCCGUCGAAUGCAAACGAGUUCAUAAUAGCAAUUGCAGCCCAGGAGCGGAGAGUGCUGGAGCUGAAGGAGGAACUCGCAACGGCCGAGAUUGAGUUAGCGAGACUAAAGAAGCAAUGGGCAUCGGAAGAAGUCUACCGCAAGCGGAGCAACAGCCACAGAGGCGACCCCUUUGGAAACCCACAGGCCGUUAUUGACGAUGAUGCCUUGGUGGCAUCACGGCGCAGCGUCGAAUUGGAUCGUCGGAAGCACAUUCUUCAGGGCCAAACCACUCCCGCUCAGGCUCGCCGCAAGGUUAUUCGUGGGGGACACGCCCGCACACUAUCUCUUCUCUCCCCCGUACGGACAGAGAGCGUAUUCUCUCUCAAUGAAGUUACACAAGCAGAUCCAGUCGCCCUCCCAUCAGUGGAACAGAGAAUGGCCCAGCUCACCGACCCGACCCUAAACAAGCGUGCAUCCUGGCAGCCCCGGUCCCAGCAGAGCGUCGCAUCAGUUGUCGGCGUCGCAUCCGUCGUCGAAGACUUUAAGCUAGGAUUCCGCGCCUUCGUAGAGGACAUUCGCCAGAUUACCGUGGGAGAUGAACCGGUGACCGGCCAGUCGCAGAGACCAAUGUCGACCUCGAUCGCCAAUGCUCGUGAGCAAGAUACGAGUAAGCCGAACCAUGCCACCACCCACACUAGGACCAGCAGUAAUGAAGGUUCCAGUACGGCCGCGUCGACCACAUCCCAAGCUAACAGAACCCCCGAGCUGAAGCCAAAGACCGGGACUGGGAAAGGGAACAACAAAUUCUCCUGGACACCGCUUGGUUUCGACUCUGUUGACGAUACUGACUGGUCAAACUGGGAUUCCCCCGUCUCCACCAAGUCUGCCCGCUGGAGUGGUUCUACCAUUAAUAGCAGUGGCAUUGAUGACAUUCCCGAGAAGGAGGACGAAGAGGAUGCCAAGCCGGCGAGGAAAGCCGAUGCAUCACUUCUAUCUCCAACGCUUGAAGACCUAUUUCCUAGCGUUGUUCAUCAUCUAUCCCCGAGCAAUCUCAAGAGGACGGCCAACAAUUUGAUGGAUGAAUGGGAAAAGUCACUGGUGGCUCCCGAGUCCCGAAGCAAGGAAACUGCCACCGCAUAG